AUGGAAUCUAAAGAUUUAGAAAAAAAAUCUGAUAUAGGGAAAGAAGUACCAAAAAAAGACAGUAAUGAAAAUAAAAAUAUUGUAAAAGAAAAAAAUGAUAAGUUGACAAUUAAAAAAGACAUGAAAAAAGAUGAAGGAAAUAUAACUGAUAAUGUUAAAUAUUCUCAAAAAAAUGUAACAAUUGAAUUGAAUAAAAAAAAUUUCGAUUCUUCAAAAAGUGUUAGUAGCUAUUUUAGUGAAGAUGAAAAUUGUGGACAAAAAAAAGAAAAAUGUAAGCAAAAAAUUCGACGUUACAAUUAUUGUAAAUAUCAUGAAGAUGAACGUGAUGGAAAAUUAAUGACAAAAAAAGAAAUUAUAGAUAAAUGGCAUCGAAGUGAAUUAAAAAGUGCCUUUCAUGCAAUGGUUGAUGAUGCACGUAAGAAAUUUUUAGAAGAACCAGAAAUAUCUACAACACCUCUCAUGACUAGUGCUUCUAAUGAAAAAGAAAAAACAAAGUCAGAUGUAAUUUUAUCAAAAUCUUCUCCUGAUAUCAAAGUUACUGAUGGAAAAAAAGAUAAUAAUACUAAUGUAGUUUCACAGAAAAUUAUUUCUGACGGUAAAGGAGAACUUAAGACUGACAGAGUUUUAUCAAAAUCACUAAUUCAUGAUGGUACUUCUGAUGUGGUUUCGUUUAAAGUUACUUCUAAUGAAAAAGAAGAGCCAAAGGAUGAUACGUUAUUAUCAAAAUUACCAGUUAAUGAUAGUACUUCUAAUGGAAAAGAUGAACUUAAGAAUGAUACCGUUUUAUCAAAAUUACCAGUUAAUGAUAGUACUUCUAAUGGAAAAGAUGAACUUAAGAAUAAUACCUCUGAAUAUUAUGAAGAAAAUGACAUUGUUAUGUCUACCGUUGAUGAUAAUAUUGUUGAUGAAGAAGAAGGGAAUAGAAUUUGUGAUGAAAUUAAUGAAUUCUUAAUGGUUGAUAGUGAUCAUGGUGAUGAACUUGAAGCAGAAAUUACUGUUUUUAACGAUGUUGAACAAAAAGAAGAAUAUGUUGAACAAAUAGAAGAAUAUUUUGAACAAAUAGAAGAUAUUGAACAUAAAGAAGAAUAUGUUGAACAAAUAGAAGAAUAUGUUGAACAAAUAGAAGAAGAUGUUGAACAAAUAGAAGAAGAUGUUGAACAAAUAGAAGAAGAUGUUGAACAAAUAGAAGAAUAUAUUGAACAAAUAGAAGAAUAUGUUGAACAAAUAGAAGAAUAUUUUGAACAAAUAGAAGAAGAUAUUGAACAAAUAGAAGAUAUUGAACAUAAAGAAGAAGAUAUUGAACAAAUAGAAAAAGAUGUUGAACAAAUAGAAGAAGAUAUUCAACAAAAAGAAGAAGAUUUUGAACAAAAAAAAGAAGAUAUUGAACGAAUAGAAGAAGAUGUUGAACAAAAAGAAGAAGAUAUUGAACGAAUAGAAGAAGAUAUUGAACGAAUAGAAGAAGAUGUUGAACAAAUAGAAGAAGAUAUUGAACAAAAGGAAGAAGAUGUUGAACAAAUAGAAGACGAUAUUGAACAAAUAAAAGAAUAUGUUGAACAAAUAGAAGAAGAUAUUGAAGAAAUAGAAGAAGAUAUUGAACAAAUAGAAGAAGAUAUUGAUCAAAUUGAAGAAGAUGUUGAACAAAUAGAAGAAGAUAUUGAACAAAAAGAAGAAGAUGUCCAACCUCAUAUAAUAGAUGAAAUUUUGUCUCUUCAUCCAUAUGAUGAUAUAUCUUCUUUUACACUUUACCAAUCUGUUUUGAAAGAGGUAUUAAGAAUGAACUUUAAUGAUGAAAUUAAUUCUGGUAGCUUUGUUUUAUCUAAAGAAACUAUAAAGACAAUCAUGAGUACAUUGGAGAAUCAAGAAGAUGAGAAAAGAUUUGAAGAAGUAGAAAACAUUUUAUAUAAGGCUAUAUAUUUUGUUUUAAAGAAAAAAGGAGAACAAUUUGAUAGAGUGAAGUUUAUUGAAAGUAUUGAAGAAUAUCUUGUAAAUCUUUCAAACUUACCUAUGAAUUUUACUAUAAGAAAAACAUUGUUUUGUCUUUUUUUUCUCAUUACUUUACUUACAACUUUAAAUGAAAGAUUGGUAAAUGUAACUCAAAAUUUAGAAAAUUUGACUGGUUACAAUAUCUUUAUUAACUUUUUUGUUCCAACUAUGAAAAUAGUUAUCAAAGAAGCAACUCCAAAAGAGGAAAAAUCUGAAUUUAGAAUAAUGUUUAAGUUAGUGUAUGAUAGAUUUAGUUCUAAUUUAUAUCACAACAUCUUUCCAUUAGAGGAUACAAUUUCUGCUACUGAAUGUGCUAUAAUUCAUCUUUUAGAUGUACUCAAAGAAGAAGGUAUUGAAUAUGCUUUGACUAAUACUUUUUUUUAUCAUAUUGUAAAAGGUCUAACAUCUAACUUGGAUACAAUAUUUUUUGGUAUGAAUAAACCAUUUCCACGAAAAAGUAUUAAUGGGCUUACAAAAAAAACAUUAUUUACACUUGGAGUUGUUAUAAGUGAAAUUGGAUAUCGUGCUUUAAGAAGUAGCAAGUGUUACUUAUUGUUUAUCAAUCAGGUUUUAAUUUGGAAGAAAAUAACCGACUUUAUAGUUGUUUCUGUAAAUCCUAAAGGAAAAGAUCCAUUGAUUGUAAAACUUACUUCAACUUUUGGUUCUAUUGAAAAUUAUAUAAAAAACUUUGAAAAUCUUCUUAAGUUAUAUUUCGACCAAAUAGAAGAUGAAUGUAAAGGGAAACUAAAUAAUGGUUCAGAAAUUGAUGCGGAAUGA
Molecule: messenger RNA, 2760 nt
Organism: Strongyloides ratti
Lineage: Eukaryota; Metazoa; Nematoda; Chromadorea; Rhabditida; Strongyloididae
Exons: 5
Coding region: 1-2760 (919 amino acids)
Source: RefSeq, a predicted model, not a curated record